Molecule: messenger RNA, 474 nt
Organism: Peronospora matthiolae
Lineage: Eukaryota; Oomycota; Peronosporomycetes; Peronosporales; Peronosporaceae
Source: the annotation of a GenBank genome assembly
AUGAAUAUGUUAGAUGAUGAUGAUGACCAAAGCUUUCACGCUACGCGUGACAGCUACUCCCAUUUGAGCGGUGUCGAAUGGGAUGCGGUUGAACGGAUGGGUUCAACCGUGGGCAUCCAUGCUGUUAGCGUCAUGCUAGAGGCUCUCAAUAGAGAUGCCCAACAUGCUACUAUCGCCAAGUUCAUUCAAAAUGAACUUGACGCCGAACGCGAGAAAGUAGCCUUGCUUUACCAACAAGGUUCUCAACAAGCAGAGUUGUUGAGAGAACAGGGUGCUCAACAGUUUGAACUGUUGAGACAGCAGCAGGCUGCUGCUGGCGGGUCGAUGCACUCGCGUCGACCCGAGACUUUGAAGAUUGACAUCUCCAAGUAUAGGGGGACGUGCCAAGACUUGGGCACUGGGGCUCAAGUUGCACGACCCAUAUGCGUUUGGGUCGUUAGAAGUCUUCAAGUCGCGGCUCAGACAAACGUUUGA